Messenger RNA from Chiroxiphia lanceolata (lance-tailed manakin), 3717 nucleotides. RefSeq names its product inositol polyphosphate multikinase (gene IPMK). Gene Ontology annotation, cellular component: cytoplasm; nucleus. Gene Ontology annotation, molecular function: inositol tetrakisphosphate kinase activity; inositol-1,4,5-trisphosphate 3-kinase activity. Gene Ontology annotation, biological process: inositol phosphate biosynthetic process. NCBI's taxonomy places the organism in Eukaryota, Metazoa, Chordata, Aves, Passeriformes, Pipridae. The record is from RefSeq and is a predicted model, not a curated record.
CGGCUCGCAGCGCCUGCUGAGGCCCGGCCGGCCCCGCCGCCGCAGCGCGGCCGCCCCUCGCCCGCCGCCACCCUCCCACCGCCGGGACAUGGCCACGGAGCCCCCGCGGCCGGCGGGGUGCCCCGAGAGCGGGCGCGGGCGUUGCGCGGGCGGCGGGCGCGGCGAGGCGGAGGAGGAGGAGGAGGAGGCCGCGGCCCAACCGGUGCUCGGCGCCUCCCCGGGCCCCGCUGCGGCGGGGGGCGGCCGGCGGCGGGCGCUGAACGGCUGCGUGCCGCUGUCGCACCAGGUGGGGCACAUGUACGGCAAGGAUAAAGGCGGCAUACUGCAGCAUCCAGAUGGGACUGUCCUGAAGCAGUUACAGCCACCACCUCGUCCCAGGGAACAGGAGUUCUACAAUAAGGUUUAUGACCCUGACUGUUGUGACAGCAUUCUUCUGGAGCUGCGGAAAUAUCUGCCAAAAUACUUCGGUGUCUGGUCACCACCUACUGCACCAAAUGAUACGUAUCUAAAACUGGAAGAUGUGACCCGUAAGUUUAAUAAGCCUUGCAUAAUGGAUGUAAAAAUAGGUCAGAAAAGUUAUGAUCCAUAUGCUUCGGUGGAGAAGAUACAGCAGCAGGUCAGCAAGUACCCGCUGAUGGAGGAGAUUGGCUUUUUGGUACUCGGCAUGAGGGUGUACCAUGUCUCUUCAGACAGCUAUGAGACACAAAACCAACACUACGGAAGGAGCUUGACCAAGGAAACAGUAAAGGACGGCAUCUCAAAGUUUUUCCACAGUGGGUACUGCUUGAGAAAAGACGUGGUAGCUGCCAGCAUUCAGAAGAUUGAAAAGAUUUUGGAGUGGUUUGAGGGCCAGACACAACUCAACUUUUAUGCAAGCUCACUGCUUUUUGUCUAUGAAGGUUCGUGUCAGGCAACAACUGUGCGGUUGAGUGAUGUCACCUUGGUGGAGAAGAGAGGAAUGCCCAAAGGCCUGUUAUCAGGUGGAGAUGUGUUGGAGUGUAAUAAUAAUAUUCAUGUGAUAAAUUCUACAGAGAAUGGAAAAAUUGAAGCCUCCGUAAGUAAAGGCUUGUCCAAGUUUUAUGCACUUCACAAAAAGUCAUGCUCAAAGAGGCACCACAGUCAGCUCUCACUAAAAGUUGAAAACUUGGAGCAAGACAACGUGUGGAAAAGCAGCACGUGCAUUGCACAGGAGCACCUGAACGGAAACGUUCUACCCCAACUGGAAAAAGUUUUCUAUCACAUGCCAGCAGAGACCAAGGAAAGUGCAAACGUUGAAGUCCGAAUGAUCGAUUUUGCUCACGUGUUUCCUAGCAACGCGAAGGAUGAGGGCUACAUUUAUGGUCUGAAAAAUCUAAUCACAGUACUUCAAAGUAUUUUGGAUAACUAAAUUCUUUGCUAUGUUUUUUAUUGGGGCCAAUGAUAAAGAGCAACAACAUGAAGAAUUUCUGCACUUGUAAUGCUGUAUACUGGGUUUGUAUUGUUCUAUAUUUUAUUUGUCUUUGUACUUUUGGUAGAAGGGUUUAACUUUUUAUAAUUUCACUCAGGAAAAUAAUUGAUAGUUUAUUAGGGAGUGUGAAAGGAUGAAGAUACUUGAGAUAUAAAGCAGGAUAGGUAAAUGAAUAGAAUGAAGUGUAUGUGGUUGUCUUAAAUCCAAGGACAGCCAGAAGCAAGGGUUAUGUUAGUUCCUGUAAUGACUUUAGCGUAGAUGACAUUUGCCCACUUAGCCUUGACACUGAGCCGCAUCUCCAUUAACAAAUGUUUAGAAAAUAGACUGAAAGCUGUAAGGUAGGUGCAGGAUCGAUGUCCUCAGCACUGCCUUUGUGUUUACUGUAUUUGAAUAACUGGAGUAACCCUGCUUGGAGAGAAAUCCCAUGCUGAGUCAGCAGUCUUGCUUGAAGCAUCGAAAAGCACUUUUCCGUGUCACGGGAAGAUAUUGCUGUUCUUUCAGCUCUCAUGGGGGCCUUUUCUUCCCCCGUUGUGGGUGUCUGUAGCCAAUGUUCACCACUGAUGAUCAACCACAUAAUUUGUGUUGAGGUGCUAAGAAAAUGCUGGAGUAAAACACCAUAACGGGCUUAAACUGCACAAUUUCUAGAGAAACUGUUAGUUCCUAAGAGAGAGCAAAAGUAUGCAAACGCAAAAUGUUCCAGCAAGUAAUUUGGUUUAGAAGAUUAAGUCAGUCUGUUAAUGGAGUGUCUGAUGCUGUGAUUAAGGGAAAUGCCUCACUCUAUUGUUCUCAUGGCCCUUCUCCAAAAACACUGCUUCAAAAAGCAAACUAAUGGAAUAGAGGAACAGAGCGUUUUCAGUAAGCCUACAGAGAUCUCUGCUGGCCGCUGGCCGCUUGCGUUUUUGCAACAGGCAUUUCACGCUUCUGCUACUGGGGAGCACCGAUUGGAGCCAUGAGCAAUGCAGGCAAAGGACUCUCCUGUGGAGAUCGUUGGGCCCUGGAGCCACCAGCUGAGCCACCACUUGUGCUAGUGGAGCUGGGGCUCUCCCACCCCAGGCUACAGCUGCCACUGGUUUCUUUUAAUGGCACACGGGCAAGCUACGCAAUUUGAAGGUUGUCCCAUUUCUUCUUCGUGGGGAAAAAAAUUGAGCUAUUUUAUGGAAUACUUGAGAUCAGGAUGAUGUAUCCAAAGCAUUUUUGGUGUGUCUCUUCCGUGUGCUGUGUACGUGGCUGUGCUGCCAUGUGUAUACAGUGAGCUGUUUGAAAAGUGGAAACGGCCAAGUCUUGCCAUCUGUAGAGCAAGACUUUAAUGCUUAAAGCAAGCCCCAGGACGAAAACGUUUUAGAAUGGUCCUUGGAAACGUUUGUCUUUUCCAUGUGGGCUUACCCUGUGACCUUGCUGCUCUCUCUGUACAGCGUUCUGCAGUGUGCACUCAGUUGUGUACAUGUCUUGGCAAGUUCUUCAUUUCACAUCUGUUAUCUUUGUGAGAAAGAAACACACAGUUUUUCAAGCAAAUAUGCUGUGUUUUAAAUAAAGCUGAAAUUUUAUCUGAGAACUUGGGUCGAUUGAAGAAACAGGGUAUAGAGCUACAUUGUUUUAACUUCAGAGCUCAUGUUGGCCAAAGCAUUCAAGAAUGAAACCAACUGUUCGUAACAAUGUUUUUGAAGUGUGGGAAAAGAGGCUUGCAGAGGAGGGGCAGUAUCAUUUUGUUGACAAUUUCAUGUGAAUUAUGGUGAAGGCUGAGGGGAAGGUACCAGAAAGAAAGGGACUUUUUUUUCCUACCUGGUAUUUCUCUUGCACCAUAUAGUUAGUAUAUUUCCAAAUCUCUGUGAAUUAAUUUAAGCCAUAUUCUAGAAAGAAUUUGUGGGUUUGUUUGCUUUGACGCUGAUUCCUCUGUUAUGAUUUCGUUGUUCUGUUCCAUAACACUAGGGUACUCCAGGCUUAAGUGGCCUUGUAUGAUAAAUUUACAAGGUUUUAUAGAAAAUAUGGGCAACAUCAUAAUUUUUGUCCUCAGUAAUUCAUCUCUUCUGGAUUUUAAUCCAUUCUGUGCCAGAGAAAUCAGACAUUUGCCUCAAAGAAGUCAGUUAUUAGAAAAUUAUCUGUAUACUCUUGGUAUCAUGCACUGUCCUGUCUCUGCUUUAAGAUAUACUUCCUCAGUGUUUGAAUGCUCUUUAAGUAUCGAUUGUUUUGUUGGCUAUGGCAGUGUUUGUAAUGCACCUGGAAUAUUGUCAACCUGUCAGAAUAUUUUGAAUAAAAAAAUAAUUUUAUCAUGG